Nicotiana tabacum (common tobacco) is the source of this 1124-nucleotide messenger RNA. RefSeq lists its product as uncharacterized. Gene Ontology annotation, molecular function: fatty acid elongase activity. Gene Ontology annotation, cellular component: endoplasmic reticulum membrane. The record is from RefSeq and is a predicted model, not a curated record. Gene Ontology annotation, biological process: sphingolipid biosynthetic process; fatty acid elongation, polyunsaturated fatty acid; very long-chain fatty acid biosynthetic process. Lineage: Eukaryota; Viridiplantae; Streptophyta; Magnoliopsida; Solanales; Solanaceae.
UAUAUAUACUAUUCCUUCUCAUAAUAGAUCCUUCAUCAUCUAUAGAAAUAUAACAAACUACAUCGAUCUCUUCAACAUCUCAUAAAAAUGGAAGAUCUUUACCUCAUUGUCCAUUACUGGCUAGUUGGUCACCCAAUUAUCAGCCAAUUUGAGUUUAAGCAUGGCCAAACUUUUGGUGCCACAUUGUUAUUUCCCAUAGUGUCAAUGUUCAUGUACUUGUCUUUCACUAUAUUAUCUCUCCGUUUCCCAACACUCCUUCCCAUGAUUUCCGCCGCCAACCUCCGCCGUAUCACCGCCACCCACAGCCUCAUCCUAUGUGUCCUCUCGCUUCUCAUAGUCGUGGGCUGCAGCCUCUCCGUGGUCCACCAAGUGGCGGCCCACGAUUGGACUUGGGUCAUAUGUUAUAACAGAUUAAAUAAUUACACAAAUAUCAUUCCCCGAGGACCGAUUUUCUUUUGGGCUUACGUAUUCUACCUUUCCAAGAUUCUUGAAUUCAUAGACACCCUUUCAAUAAUCCUAAGUAGCUCAAGAUCUCGACGGCUCUCGUUCCUCCACGUGUACCACCAUGCAAUGGUGCCACUUUUGUGUUACAUGACUUUAAAAAAUAGCCAGUCUAUGUUGCAUACUGGGGUGAUCACUAAUGCUUCUGUUCACGUACUAAUGUACGCUUAUUAUUUCCUAUCUGCUGUAGGAAAAAGGCCAUGGUGGAAAAAACUGGUCACUAACGUUCAAAUUUUGCAGUUCAUGUUUUGCUUUUUGUGUUUGGGUGCAGUGAUUUACUAUCACUUGACUAGUGAGUUUGGGUGCUCUGGGAUUGGUGUCUGGUUCUUCACUAUCAGUUUUAAUGUUUCACUUUUAGCACUUUUUCUCAACUUUCAUUUCAAGACGUAUGCCAAUAACGUCAAGAAAAACGGUGAGGAUAAGCUGGUUAAACAAAAAUAAUACUUGUAUUAAUUGUUUUUACUUUGGAAGUACAUGCACAUGUAUUGAUAAAUAAGAAUCCUGAUUGCUGGAGUGAUAUCGUGUGUUGCAUGCAUGUCUGUCCUAUGUCGUGUUUGACAAUAUUUGAUACUUAUAAAUGAAAAUAGUUACAGCCUAGUUCAUAGGCGAAGCCAGAAUUUGAA